UUUACACUUGCAUGAGCCUAUGAAAGAACAAUAAAACAAUAGAUUAAAUAUUAUAAAGAGCUAUAGAAAAGGAUUAUAGACCUGUCCGUGUGCAAUGAGAUUAACAAUGGCAUUGUUCAUGGAUUUGAUUAUAACCGACUUGGUUUAUAUUUUCUAAUAAUUGCUUUAAAAUGUACAGUAAAAAUAUAGUAGAUAUUACCUAUUAUACUUUCUGUAUAUUGACAACGAUUUGCUAAUUUUAUUCCACUUGACGAUCAUGGACUCCAAGAAGGUCGCAAUUGAAGAAGAAUUAUCUUACGAUCCUAAUGUUGUUAAUUACUUUUAUCUUAUUGAAAAAUAUGGAUCUGAGGCACGGAAAAAAAUGGCAGAGGCUAGAAAUUACAGGAGAAAAGAAACUGAUCACGUUAUUUCUCCUGGUUCUCUCAUCAGAUUUAAACUUUCAAAGGCCUAUAAAUCCAUGGAGAAACAAGAAGUUAAAGCUUGGAGCAAGCCGAAUGUUCAAAAGGUUCGUGUUAAGAAAAAAAGAAAAGGCGAAGGAUCUAUCAGCGUUAAUGAUUCUAUGACUUAUCAUUCGGAUAAAUCUAAAGAUACCAAAAGUAAAUCAAGUAGUAAAAAUGGAGGCUCAUUAACUAUGAAAGGAGGCAGUCAAACUAACGAACGUGAUGGCAUAUUGUCACCUCCUCCUGGUGAUCCGAACGAAAAUUGGGACUAUGUUCGGAAAGCUCUUCCAUCACCUGAAGAUCAGGACAACAUACCCGUCUUUAGACGACCAAUAAAAGAACCUUCUGAAGGGGUUCCAGUGGAAGUUAAAUGGAAGAAAUCAACUAAUCAAUGGUCGGAAAUGGUUAGGUCAUAUCAUUCUAGGAAAUUGAUUUCAGCAACAACAAAACUGUCAUCUCGAGCGCCUAGUCCAACUCCAAUCUAUUCAUAUCCACAAAGGAAACCUACGCCAAAACCCUUAACUGAACAAGAGGAACUACAAUUGCUACUAGAUCCGAAUCGGGCCGAAAAAAUGCAAAAGAAAGAAAAAAUAGUUCAAGAAGAAAGACCAAAAAUUGAAAAGAAUUCUAAAUAUGGAGUACUAGAUAAAUGGAGGAGAGGAAAUUCUAUAUGGAAGCAAAUGGUUAGAGUUCAUCAAAGAUCUAGAAUAUUGGCCGCAACGACCAAUCCUAAAAUAAAACUACGUCAGGACACGAGAGAAAAUAGCGUUAAAGACUAUGAAAGUACAGGCUCUUCGAAAACAAAGACUUUAACUCAAAGAUGCUCAUCGGCACCUCCUGUGCCAUUUACUUUUAAGAGAAUAAAAUUUAAUAUGCAUCCAUUUGGUAGAGCUGAUAAGAAUGACAAAGAAAAGGAGAAAAAAAGGCCAAAGAGUGCACUAAAGGCUGCAGAGGAAGUAACAACAGAGCGUCUUACGGAAGAGACAAAAGUUGUCAUAAGCAAAUCUUCACUUAAUAGUAAGAACAGCGUUAAACAAUCGAUUUCCAAUUAUAAACUUUCAAAUGAAAAUCAUCAAGAUAAUAAGAUACCUCCAAGAGUGUCUUCGAGAUGUCAAUCGAGGCAGUCCAAGCAAACUGAAUCUAGGAAAUCUUCAAGGCAAGAACAACGAAAAAUCAGUAUGCAAGAACGUCGUAAAAGCGUUAUGAGCAUAACUGAAGAAAAUAAGGAAAAGAAAAAUAAAGAAGAGGACGAAGAAUCAAAUUCGGAUGCCACAUCCACAGAAUCUUAUUUAUCAUCUGCGGCGAGAUCAAAAUCUAGGUCCACUUCUAGAUUGUCAAAUACUGGAAAGUCAAGUCAGUUAGGUUCAAAAUCAGCUAGCAUAAGUGGUCAAUCACUUAAAUCAAGUGAGAGUAAAACCGAAAAGCCAAAAAAAAUUAAACUUUGCAGAUUUUAUUAUAAACUCGAUAAAUGUAAGUGCGUUGGCAGUAAAAGAACAAUGGAUGCUUUAAAGAAAAAGAAUAAAAAAGUAACUUGUAUUCUUUAGUUUUAUUUGGCGAAUUUUUUAAAUACGAACGAUUUACUCAACAAUUUCAUUAUGUUUCAGUAUACCGGAGUGAUAACUGUUUUCGAUUGUAGAAAACCCGGAGUGGACGAAAAGUGGGAUGACGUACUUUGUCCUUUUUGCGAUGUUCAACCCAAAAGACUAAUAAAUUCGUGGGCAGAAGAUCAUAUGCAGUCAAGGCCAGAUAUUGCUCCUGGAAGGGAGCAGCCUCUCCCACCUCAAAAUCCUAAAGUUCGAUUUUUAUUAGAAUCUCGAGGAAGUGAGAGUGAGACUAUUCGUCCGUCCACUGCGCUUUCUCAAACUAAAUCCAAAACUACUGCAAAAUCCUCUAUUUCUUCCGGUAUUCGUGUUCAAAAUAAUCGAUAAUUAUAUAAGCUUAAUUGUAACCUACCCGAGGUUUAAACUAUUUCAUUAAUUACAAAUUGAAUAUAGAAAUGAUUAAAUGACUAAGUACAACUCCAUCUGUCGACAAUAAAUAUCAUAAAAAUAUUUAAUACAUAAUUAUUCAAUGUU
Molecule: messenger RNA, 2515 nt
Organism: Dimorphilus gyrociliatus
Lineage: Eukaryota; Metazoa; Annelida; Polychaeta; Dinophilidae
Source: the annotation of a GenBank genome assembly